This is a messenger RNA of Heterostelium album PN500, 813 nucleotides long. RefSeq names its product CCAAT-binding transcription factor. Lineage: Eukaryota; Evosea; Eumycetozoa; Acytosteliales; Acytosteliaceae. Gene Ontology annotation, biological process: regulation of transcription by RNA polymerase II. Bases 1 to 813 code for a protein of 270 amino acids. The record is from RefSeq and is a predicted model, not a curated record. Gene Ontology annotation, molecular function: RNA polymerase II cis-regulatory region sequence-specific DNA binding; DNA-binding transcription factor activity, RNA polymerase II-specific. The transcript is spliced from 4 exons.
AUGUCAUACUCACAUAUAUAUAUGCCACAUGCCGAUAAAGGCUAUUCUCACCACCUUGAUCUACUAAGUGGAUCACAAAUGAAUUACUCUCCGGAUCACAUGAUGACACCUGAAGAUGAUAAAAGAUAUGAGUACUUAAAAUGUGCUCCAUUUAUGAAAUAUCAACCAGCUGAAGAGGAACCAUUAUAUGUAAAUGCAAAACAAUACGCAAGAAUUAUGAAACGAAGACAAGCAAGAGCAAAAACAGAAUCUGAUAAACCACCUAAAGUUAGAAAGCCAUACCAACAUGAAAGUAGACAUCAACACGCAAUGAGAAGACAAAGAGGUAACGGUGGUAGAUUCUUGACUGCCAAAGAGAAAGAGAAUUUGUUGAACGAAGAGAAGUUGAAAGCAGAACAACAAGGUGGAUCUCCAAAAGGAGAUGCAUCACCACCAUCUUCCAACACCACUUCACCACCUCUCAUUGACAAUAUAACCAAUAAUAAAAACAAAUCAAAUAAUAGUAACAAGAAUAACAAUAAUCAAACAACACUUGGACAGCAUCCGUCACCAUACCCAACAGCACCGCACUACAGUCUUCAACAUCAACAACAACCACACCCAAACACUUUUUCAACACAAACAUUACAUCCUCAACAACAACAACAGAAUUUAGAUGAACUAUAUCUUGUUAAUACAUCAUCACCACCAUCCUCGCCAAAUCCAGCCUAUGAAGCCAACGGACUCAACAGCAGCAACGAUCACCAACCACAAUUUACUUAUCACGCCAACAAUAACUACCAUCUUUACCAGAAUGGAGUAUUGAACAAAUAA